This is a messenger RNA of Penicilliopsis zonata CBS 506.65, 1318 nucleotides long. RefSeq lists its product as hypothetical. The transcript is spliced from 2 exons. The coding region runs from base 244 to 975 and encodes 243 amino acids. The record is from RefSeq and is a predicted model, not a curated record. Lineage: Eukaryota; Fungi; Ascomycota; Eurotiomycetes; Eurotiales; Aspergillaceae.
CGAUCUGGCGCGGGAACCAGCACCCAGAAAUCGAUCGAAGGCUUGCGUCGACGUAUUAAUAUUCUCUCCUCGCCAAAUCAGAUGGUUCAAUAAGAGAUUCUCCGAUCAUCCCUUGCACAAGACAAAUAGUCCGAGUACUUUUUUUGCCAGUACUGACUACGGAGUAGUUGAUCGCAAUCACAAUCCAGGCCGUGCUACUUCGUACACCUUGAAUCCUACCCCGCUCUCUCUCUCUCUCUCACCAUGUCGCCACGUGCUAUUGUCUUCGACCUCCUCACCGCGUUGCUCGACAGCUGGACGCUGUGGAACAAGGCGGCAGGCAGCGAGGCCGCCGGCCGUCGCUGGCGCGCCCGAUACCUUGAGCUGACCUUUGGCUGUGGUGCGUACCGGCCCUACGAGGAUCUGGUGCGCGAGUCCGCCCGCGACGCAGGCCUGGACCACUCCGUCCCCGAAUCCCUCCUAGCCACCUGGGACGAGCUGCAGCCGUGGCCCGAAGCGCCAGAGGUUCUCCGCCAGCUCCGCCAGGCAGGGUACCUCCUCGGCGUGGUGACCAAUUGCUCUAUGGAACGUGGUCGCCGGGCCGCGGCGCGCUGCGAGGAGGCCGCAGCGGUGUCGUCGGCACCGUGCACUGGGCGUCAAGAUUCGCCCUUGUUUCUAUUCGACGUCGUCAUCACCGCAGAGGAGAGCGGCUUCUACAAGCCCCGCGCGGAAGCGUAUGCGGCUGUUCUUGCCGCCUUGGGCGUGCAGCCUGCCGACGCCCUCUUCGUCGCGGGGAGCAGUGGCGAUGUCCUCGGCGCUGCCAAGGUCGGCAUGCCUGUCGUCUGGCAUAACCGUAUCGGCCUCAAGCCCCUCCCGGGCUCUGCUCCCCUUAUCCAUGGCCAGUCCUUGCGUGAGGUUCUGUUUCCCCUCCUUUCCCUUCCUCACCAAGAUGCAGUACCUGCUGGCGUCGUCGACAUUCCGCAUCACCAAAUAUAAAUACCGACUAGUUACUCCUGCAUGACGAAACCGAAACGGAUCUCAUUAGUCGAAACAUCACCUUCCGGUCUUGACGUUUUUUUCUUUCCCUCAUUCGAUCAUACAUCGUCUAAGCGUAUAGAUUCGGCAUACAAAUCUGUAUUUAUAUAUAUAUAUACACUGCACAUAUUCAUCGCACAACGGCUUAUACUUAAUAGCAUAUAAACCAUUCGGGAUGCACAACAGAUAUACAAAUAUACCAAAUCGAUGUGAACCCAGCUUCUCUCUACUUCACUUUAGCCAGUUUCAUUCUAAUAAUCAAUUAAAAUAUCUAUCAUGGUUAAGAUGUAGCAGUCGAAGAAAA